Limulus polyphemus (Atlantic horseshoe crab) is the source of this 984-nucleotide messenger RNA. RefSeq names its product nuclear receptor coactivator 2-like. The annotation marks the transcript as partial. Gene Ontology annotation, molecular function: protein dimerization activity; nuclear receptor binding. Gene Ontology annotation, biological process: positive regulation of transcription by RNA polymerase II; cellular response to hormone stimulus. The record is from RefSeq and is a predicted model, not a curated record. Gene Ontology annotation, cellular component: nucleus. Lineage: Eukaryota; Metazoa; Arthropoda; Merostomata; Xiphosura; Limulidae. The transcript is spliced from 7 exons.
GUUUGUUUAGAUGCUGUUUAUAAUAACUGAUAAACCGUUAGAAGUGUUAUCAUUUCAUGCUUUAUGUGGCCCUAAUGAUUAAAGAAUAUUGUAGUUUACCAUUAAAUAGCGGAUUUAAAGACGUCAUUCCGUGUAAUAUGCAUGUUGAAGACCAUAGGCCAAAAUACUGCAUCGUCAAAGGCACCGACGCGUUCGGAAGGCAUUUUGAAAGGUCAGGUUCUGUGGUGAAUGUGCCCAUCUGUAGCCUAACAUGAGCCUUGUGUCUAAUGAUGAAAAAAAGAAGAGUAGUCCCGCAGACAAUUUACCAGAGCCAAAUCUGAACAAGUGCCUUAAUGACAGAAGUGGCCAAUCUCAAGAGGGCAUAUGCUUUGAGGAGCUAGCAGAACUCAUCUCUGUUAGUUUAGCUGACAUGAGUUCCUUGACUGUCAAGCCAGAGAAGUGUGCCAUAAUUCAAGAAACUGUCAGCCAGAUCCAUAGAAUCCAACAAGCUAUAGGUGAAAGUGAUGAACUCCAAGAGAGUGAAGUUUCUUCAAGUAAUUCCAGCAUUCUGAAUGCUGAAGUUCUUGGACCUUUGUUAUUGGAAGCCUUAGAUGGUUUUCUUGUUCUUGUCAACACUGAUGGAAAGAUUGAGGUGGUAUCAGAAAACAUAAGCUAUUUCCUUAAGUAUACCAAGGAUGACCUUUUGGGAAAAAGCAUUUACAACAUAAUUCAUGUGGGAGAUCAUGCAAGGUUCAGCAGUAACUUGUUACCAAUGUCAAUAGGUAACGGGUUUGGCUGGACCUCAGAUCCUGGCUCAGGUACAAGUAAAAGUCGAACGUUUAAUUGUCGUUUCCUGAUAAAACCUCCUGAGGACCCAGAAGAAAGUAUGGAAGAAAAACAGACCAGAGUGUCCCAAUAUGAAAACAUGCAGAUCUCUACUGUUCUUUUACCUCAUUUUACAGAGCGUUCUGACAGUCCAGAAUCAGAAACUUCAGGUAAGUUCAG